AUGGCAGAUUAUUCUUCCCUUACUGUUGUUCAAUUGAAAGAUUUACUGACCAAGAGAAAUCUGUCUGUAGGCGGAUUGAAGAAUGAACUAGUUCAAAGACUGAUAAAGGACGAUGAAGAAUCAAAGGGUGAAAGUGAAGUUUCUCCACAGGAACAAAACCAGGAACAAGGGUCAGAACCUGCGGCGAUAGAAGAACCAGCCUCCCAGAACAUUACUGAAAAAAAGGAAGUUUCAAGCGAGCCUAAAGAAACAAACGAACCCAAGGAGGAAAAUAAGGACGUUCAAAAGCCCUCUGAUGGACCUUCUGCUACUGCUUCAGAGAACGAACAAGCUGCUGCUUCCACUGCUGCUCCCGCUUUGUCACCAGAAGAAAUUAAGGCCAAAGCAUUGGAUCUUUUAAAUAAGAAACUGCACCGCGCUAACAAAUUCGGUCAAGAUCAAGCGGAUAUUGACUCUUUACAAAGACAGAUAAAUCGUGUGGAGAAGUUUGGUGUUGACUUGAAUAGCAAGUUGGCUGAAGAACUGGGCCUUGUCAGUAGGAAAAAUGAACCUGAAAGUGGCAAUAACGGUAAAUUUAAAAAUAGAAACAAAAAUGCAAACAACCGCUCCAGAGUAAGUAAAAACAGGAGAGGCAACCGCUCUGGUUACAGAAGAUAA
Saccharomyces cerevisiae S288C is the source of this 657-nucleotide messenger RNA. It is a transcript of the gene THO1, whose product is annotated as Tho1p. The record is from RefSeq and is marked reviewed. NCBI's taxonomy places the organism in Eukaryota, Fungi, Ascomycota, Saccharomycetes, Saccharomycetales, Saccharomycetaceae. The transcript has a single exon. Bases 1 to 657 code for a protein of 218 amino acids.